GUUGGGCAGAAGCCCAUCGGGUGACGUUGGCGAGCUGUGUACUUAGUGGAGGGAAAUGCCCUUGUGGUUGGGGGCGCGAGCGCUAAGUAUGCGAGUGUACUGUCUGACAACGGUGCUCGCGGCGCUGGCUCUGCGCUCAGCGGCUGAGCCUCCUCGCCGUUACCCCACAGAGUGGCGUGCAGACCGUGACCUGACCCGAUCUCGACCUCUACAAGAAAUAUUCGACCCGGAACAUGCCUCUCCCGACACAGAUGUUGCAUACGCUUCUCGCCAGCCACCACCCUUACCUCCAGGCGCCUUACAUAAAGAACGACGACGGGCUCGUAACAUCAAAAGGGCUCCACACCAAAUUCCAUCUGAAAUUGCGAACCAAAUGAUGCUAAGAGCUUCGCGCUCUAGUCGACCUUAUGAUGUACCACAAAUAGAAUGUCCACCUGCUGCGGAUGGUAUGGAAAGGUUUGCCUGUCCUACACCGGACCGGCAAGGACGUUACCGAUGUAUCGACGAUCACGUGCUUUGCGACGGAUUCAUUGACUGUCCUAGUGGUGAGGAUGAAGAUCGACAAGCCUGCAUGUUCUAUAAAACGACUAAGGCCCACCUUGACGUAUUGGCUGACGCGCUACUUCGAUGGGCACGUGGACGCUAAGCUAAAAACUAUUAUGGAAACCUGGCUCCUUAAGCUCUUGGAAUUUCUUCAGUGCUUAACUGACAAAGAUUUAUUACUUUAGUUCGGAAGCCAUCAUCAAGUGAAAAUAUGCUGCGCAAACAAAAAUUUACUCGGACGUCACCAGUCAUUAAUGUGUUGAACAAAUAAUUGAAACAUAUCAAGUAGUGGUGCAGCCUAUACCAAAAACUUAACCAUGUGAAGUGUAGUGUUUGGAGAAUUCCUACCAACAUAAAGCUUACGUGAUGAACGUGGUAGGCGCACCAUUGGGAUUGCGAUACACUGAUGGACUAAGUGAUAUGGUUUCGUCCUAGCAAAUCUUCUCAGCUGUUUAUGUUACGGUUGGAUCGAGUACUAAAUUUGAGACUGAUAGCGAACAUGUUAGUCAGUAGAACAUUUACAUUACACUUACCAACUGUUUUUUGUGUAGUAACUCUUUAUUUGUUCUGUAACCUUCCUACUUGGUAUUUCAAAAAUUCCUUAUAUUAAAGGUUGUAAAUUAUUGUAUGACUAUUUAUGUAAAUAUGAAAUGAAAGUUUAGUUUUUGUCGGCCUAUAUACAAUGCGGUUAACUAUGUCUAUAUCAAAAUAAGGAUUAAAACAAAGGGCAGACAGAAGUACAGUUGCAUUAUAAUAGCUGUACUAGGUAUUGAAACUAUUGAGUUUUAACUUUAAUUUGUAUUUGAAUAACAAUUGAAAACUACUCAUUGAAAGGCAGCUACUAUCUAUUAUUCAAAUCAUGAAACAAGUAGGUAGUUAAAAACUUGCAUUUUCUUUAUAGGGCUUCAGAUUUCUUUAAAAACUUUGUGUAAUUAUUAGGUAAAUAUUCAAAAAAAAUCCGAAAAUUGAAAUACUUUAUAUUUAUGUUCUCAUUUACCUAAAAGUCUAUGGAAAUAAUAAUAUUUGAGCAAUUAAAUGCUAGUCAUGAAGUUCCUACAACUUAACUAAUCCUCAAUAGAUUUUAAUAUACCCGGACAUUAAAUUAAUUUAAAUUUUUCUCUAUAUUUCGCCGUUUUGAAACGUCAUAUUCAUGGAUUAUCUUCAUACUAAUUUAGACUUCUCAUUAAAUUUUCAGAAUAGCCUAUUGAUAUUUCAAUUCA
Bombyx mandarina (wild silkworm) is the source of this 1763-nucleotide messenger RNA. RefSeq names its product low-density lipoprotein receptor domain-containing jelly belly protein (gene jeb). The record is from RefSeq and is a predicted model, not a curated record. Gene Ontology annotation, biological process: positive regulation of MAPK cascade. Gene Ontology annotation, cellular component: terminal bouton. Gene Ontology annotation, molecular function: transmembrane receptor protein tyrosine kinase activator activity; protein binding. Lineage: Eukaryota; Metazoa; Arthropoda; Insecta; Lepidoptera; Bombycidae.